This is a messenger RNA of Trichoderma harzianum CBS 226.95, 539 nucleotides long. RefSeq lists its product as hypothetical. The record is from RefSeq and is a predicted model, not a curated record. The transcript is spliced from 2 exons. NCBI's taxonomy places the organism in Eukaryota, Fungi, Ascomycota, Sordariomycetes, Hypocreales, Hypocreaceae. Bases 146 to 529 code for a protein of 127 amino acids.
UAAAACCUACAACUUGAGAAAUCAGAAAACUCGGCAAUAUCAGAAACAAUGAGAAUCUCUCAGGGACCUCUCACUCUCGCUAUGUUGGCUGGCAGCGUUCUUGCCGCUCCAGCCCAAAGCAUUAACUCUGAGAUCGCUCACGACGAUGUAUCCAUCCCUCCUAUUGGGACUAGUCCUUGGUUCCUUCACUGGCGCCGCGACGAGAGCAGUGUUGACCAGACCGACGAUGUAUCCGCCCCUCCCGGUAUUGGUCUCUGGUUCCUUCCCUGGCGCCGUAAUGAGGGGGGAACCGAACAGACUGAAGACAUGUCUGCCUAAUGGUAUUGCCAAUGACAGAUGGUUCAAUUGGCGCCGCUAUGGGGACGGCAGCUUCCAGAGUGUGGUUUGGAAGAACUUCGAUUAUCAAAAAUGGCCUGGUUUCAACAACCAGACUGAAGAUAGCUCCUCUGACGGUUUCUGGCGAGGAUCAUCAUGGCUUGAUAAAUUUGGAAUGUAUUAUGUUGUAGCUGGCCUUCUUAGCGCGUCGUGACGGACUAAGA